This is a messenger RNA of Cannabis sativa, 3545 nucleotides long. RefSeq lists its product as uncharacterized. The record is from RefSeq and is a predicted model, not a curated record. NCBI's taxonomy places the organism in Eukaryota, Viridiplantae, Streptophyta, Magnoliopsida, Rosales, Cannabaceae. The coding region runs from base 479 to 3292 and encodes 937 amino acids. The transcript is spliced from 3 exons.
ACUCUUUCUCUCUCUUGACUGUCAGUGUCAGAAGGAAAAACUAGUUUUUUUCUUUGGUAGCAUAUUUUCCGGGUCCUCAGAAAGUGAGAGAAAAUUUUCGCGCGCUAGAGGGAAAAUCCAGGAGACGACGACGACGACGACGAGUCCACUACUCACAACCACUCUCUGACCUUUGCCUCAGACGAAGUGUUUCUUUGUGUUUCUUUCUUGGAAGAGCGACAAUUCUUUUCUUUGCUUAUAAUCUACGUUGGUUUCAAGUGGAUUUUUAAUUUUGCUUGAUUUCUUUAUCAAGAAAUCAAAUCAUUUUGGGGAAGUUGAUACGUUUCGGAUCUGUAUCGGUUGAUAAGGGUUGCAGAACUUUCAGCGAGAACUAUUGUCUCACAAUGCCCUGGCAGCUAAUAUGUUCCCGUGAAGGUUUAAAGCUACUGUACAAUCUAGUUUCAACUUAGCUAAUACUCUUUUAGAUUCCGUUGCUGACAUGGGAGUUAGCAUUGAGCUUAAAAACAGUUCUAAACUUCGGAAUAUCUCAAAACCAGCGCAGGAGAGGGUGUUCUUACCCCCUUUAAAUAGAAUUCCUAAGACUCAUGACAGAUUAAAAGCAAAAAAACAUGUUGAUUCGCCACACAGUAUUGCGCGUUGGCAUUUAGCGAGAGAUACAGCAAAAUCUCCGGGGAGUCAGUUUAGCCAAAGGAACAAGGGGAAGGUAGUUGGAGAUGGUGAGCUUGUCAAGCAUAUGUCGAACUUGCCAGUUUAUCUGCAGCGUAUCGAGAAGGGAGAAAACUAUCCGGAAAAGAUUUUAAAUGUUGGAGUUCUUGAUUGGACUCGACUAGAACAAUGGAAGCAUGGAAAUAGUAAUAAUGUCUUAGAAAAAGGCAGUGCUAGUACAUCAUGCAGUAGCAGUUAUUCAACACAGAAAAGGAACACUGGAUCAUCUAGGUCUUCUAGCUUAGUUCAUGCUGAGAGACUUUCCGAGCAACAUCCUUCACUUAGUUCUAGCCUUGUGUUGUCUAGUGAGGAUGGCCCCUCUCAAGAUGUCAAAGGCCCUGUGCAGAAUGCUGUACGCUUCCAGGACCUUGAAGCUUCAUCAAGGAACACCAUUGCUGCCAAGAAAAGCUUUAAGUCUUUUGAAAGAAAUCACUCGAUUACAAUUGUUGAAAGGGAGAAGAUAAUAGAUGAAGUCCGGAAGAACGCAUCAGAAAUUGGACGAGGGUCAGGAAAAUAUAAAAGUUUGGGGACCUCGCAUCAUCCCAAUGAAACUUUAAGCUCCUGGGAGAGUAGAUCUAAGAAGACCAUUGAAUUUUCACAUGAAACAAAUAGCUUGAGAACAAAUACUGAUAAGAAAUCUGUUUCAGAAGUUGAAGCAAUGUCGACUAAAUUGGGAAGUUAUGAUAUCUCAGUUAUGUCUAAGGAAAGUACGAGUUCUGGCAGUUUGGGAUCCAAAAACUGGGCACAGGGUCUGGAACAGGUUGAAAUUGAUAAAGUUAAUCAGCGUGUUUCUGAGAAGGGAAAUAGUAUUGUUCUUCUGCUACCUAAAGAGUCACCCCAAAAAGGAUAUCGUGAAGUAUUGCAGCUUUCACAACGUAGAAAGUCUUUUGAUCAAAAUUUGACUGGACUAAGUAAGAAUUGCUUAUCAGAAGACUCUGAUUCUACCAACAACAUAAACUCUUCAAAACUUUUUCCCGAAAUUCCACACUCGUGCCCACUUGCUUCUUCUGUUCAAACUAAUACCAUCUCGGAUAGGAUUCGAAAGGGUAUGACUAGUAACUACAGUGGAGAGCUUUCAUCUGCUGUAUCUCACACGCUCUCAUGUUCAGAAAAGACAGAAGAUCUCCAUUAUAAGGAUAAAUAUGUAAUUAAGAAUCAGUCCAACGUGAAGGCUGCAAACUCAAGUGUCCUGGAUCGGGAUCCAAUUGCAACUUUAAGUGAAGAGGCUACCGAGCUGACAGCUAACAACAGUAGAAAUCCAUCUCCUCAUCGUCGAUUUAGCUUCAGCUUAGGUCGGAUGGGAAGAAGCUUAAGUUUCAAGGAAGGCUCGACAGCUUCAAACCCACAGUUGAGUUCUACGCAUGUGACUGUGAAGUCUGGUCCGGUGACUUCUAGUGCGUCUGAUUGUGGUGAUUAUCAGAAUAAAGAUAAAGUAAAAGGUCACAACAGAGCCAGGUCCAGUCCUUUAAGGAGGUUACUAGAUCCAUUACUGAAGCACAAAGAAGCAAACACACCCCAUCAUUCUGAAUCUGGUUUACAGCCAAAAAGCAGCUUUAGCUCUUUUAGUGGGCCUGUUUACUCAUUUCCAAAUGAGAAGGUUGAAGAAUCUCAGGUGCAGGCUCUUUUGCAGCUGAUAAUCAAUAAUGGGAUUCCAUUGUUCAGGUUUGUGGUCAACAACAGCAGCAACAUUCUAGCAGCAACAAUAAAAAACCGCACAUCCAGUAAGGAUGAUUCAGGCAGUAACUUCACAUUUUAUAUGGUCAAUGAAAUUAAGAAAAAGAGCGGUGGAUGGAUAAGCCAAGGAAGUAAAAUGAAAUAUGUGUACAACGUUGUUGGUCAGAUGAAGGUUUCGGCAUCUGAUUUCUCUUGUACGAGUGAACUGGACAAUGCUGAGUGCGUGUUGAGAGAGUCUGUUCUCUUUGGGGUUGAACGAAAACAAGUAGAUCAAGGAUCACCUAAGUUCAUACCUAAUAGGGAGCUUGCAGCAGCUGUUGUCAAGGUCCCCAGAAAACACAAAGAAUCAACGGAGAAAGGCUAUGUAAAGUGUAUUCCUCAGAACCAAUCCUCUUUGAAAGUAGGAGAAAAUGAACACUUAAACCAUGUUACAGUAAUACUACCAGGUGGUGUUCAUAGCAUGCCAAACAAAGGAGAGCCGUCACCACUGAUUCAUCGAUGGAAAUCUGGUGGGUCGUGUGAUUGUGGAGGUUGGGAUGUUGGUUGCAAGCUCCAAGUUCUCUCUGACGAAGAAAACUCCCUCAAGGGUCCAUUCUCAGAUUGCCUUGAACUACACGUUCAGGGAGGAGGGCAACAACAAAACAUUCCAAUUCUCAGUUUGAUGCCUUCCAAAGAUGGAAUAUACUCAGUUGAAUACAAUACAUCAAUCUCUCGAUUACAGGCCUUCUUCAUUUGUGUAGCAGUUUUGAGCAGUCAAAAAGUGCCGGACCUGUCAACAAUAACAACCCCACCUGAACUAUCAAAGGUCUUUGAUCAGUCUGAUAUGAGUGAUAGAAAUGGGUACCGAGUGAAAUUGCCAUUGCCAACAAAAUAUGCUCCAACCCCACCACUCUCUCCCGUUGGCAGGGUCUAGUUUUCUAAUCGAAAAAGAUUGCCCUGUUAGCCAUGUCUGAUCGUCAAUGGUCGGCCUUCCAAUGCAUGUUAGAGUGGGAAAAGCUACGUCGUACAUGUAUCAUGGUUAACCUGAAAGAUCUUUGUAUGUAUGGUAAAGUACCUUUUGUGUAUGACCAUGGUAAUUGUCAGGUGGUUGUACUAGUACCAAGCAGUUGUAUUGUGUAAAGAAGAUAAACUCGUCUAUUAUAUACAACUCAUAAAUUUGAUCUCCA